AUGUAUAGUGCAAAGGAGAAGGUCAGCAACGCGGCUAGUGUUGCCAAGGAGAAGGUUGACAAAUACAAAGCCAAAGUGGAAGAAAAGUUGAAGGGUUUUUAUUCCUUUGAUGAUGCACUAAAUAAAUCUACUGCAAGGACAAAAGAAGAAGAAGAAAUAGCUCAUCAGGAAAGGAAAGCUAAGGAAGCUGAAGCCGAGAUGAGAAUGCAUGAUGCGAAAUUCGAGCACGCGGCGGAGAAGUUGCAGGCAAAACACACCCACCACUGUCUCGGAGUUGGAGGUCAUAGUCAUACUUCUACUCAUGCCCACUACCAGCCUGUUGGAACUGUGGCUCCUACGACUGGGACCACUGCUCCAGUAUACCCUCUGAGAGGACAAGCUCGAUACCCUCAUGGACAACACAAGUGCAUGUAG
Molecule: messenger RNA, 414 nt
Organism: Cornus florida
Lineage: Eukaryota; Viridiplantae; Streptophyta; Magnoliopsida; Cornales; Cornaceae
Product: late embryogenesis abundant protein 18-like
Exons: 3
Coding region: 1-414 (137 amino acids)
Biological process (GO): embryo development ending in seed dormancy
Source: RefSeq, a predicted model, not a curated record